AUGAAAAUAAAAACCUGGAUCAUUUUGAUCUCUGCCAUUUCGGCUCAAAGUUUGCCACGUGGGAAGGAACCGCCUGAAAUUAAUAGUUUGGAGAAUGGUGGUUGGAAUUAUUCCACAGACGCGCCCCACCGCACCUCCGCAGCAGUCGCAUUCCGUCGUCGAUUCAACAGGGAUGUCAAUGAUGCCAACCUGGAAACCAAUGUGGAAUAUCUAAGAAUGGUGGCUCGUAUCACGAAUGGAAUGAGCAUUCUCGUAAAAUCUAUGCAUGGUGCUCUAGAAGCCGAACAGUUCAUCUCUGAAGUUCUUCGUUUCGGAGAUAUCACACCAACUCAGAUUGAUGCACUCGACGGAGCGAAACUGGAUGAGUUCUUGAACAAUCUGACAACGUUACCGACUGAUCUGAUGCCUACGGCUGCCGCUUCAAAAGAUAUAGUCGAGAAAGUGGAGAAGGUGUUUGAUGGGUUGAAGAAGAUUCUCGAUAAGAUUGAUGGAGUCGGAGAUAUAAAUGAAUGGAAGGAUGGGAAGGAACACUUUUUUAGAGAGAUCGAACGACUCAAGAAGAAUGGAGUCCCGCUGCGUUUUAUAUUCUUAAUAUAUGCAGCUGGUGUUAAUUGGGACGACCGAUCUCCAGAACUUCUCAAAAAUGAUUCAACAUCCAAACCACGCGACUUGAGAAAAAUCAAAGAUGCACUUGUCGAUGGGAUCUCUCCGGUGUUGAAAGCGGCGGAAGCAGUUGGUGUUUAUGAAAGUGUUGACACAACUCUCUAUAUGGAAGAGGCCAAAGAAAAUGAUUACAUUGAUUAUAUCAAAUCGGUUGUAAGAAAACUCCAAGGAACCGUUGUUCGUAUGGAUUAUGUGAAGAUCGUUUCCGAACUUCUGACAAGUCGUGCUGAGAAAGUCCAUCAGCGGAAACUCCGAGACACAUUUGGACUAUCCAACGGAGCAGCGGACUUUGCCUCGUUAUCUACCGAUGUUGAAAAUCCCUGGAUUCAGAAAGUGAUCAAAACGAAAAGUCUCAAAACUUCGUUCAGUCAUUUCGACAGGAUAUCAGAGCUCCUCACCAACAUUGAACAGACUUUCAAAGGAGACAUGGAAGGGUUCAAGAAAAUGUUGCAUUUUUUGGACUCGAUUUCCCAAAUCCUUGCAGAAGUCGAUGCCUCCAAGACAGACAUUCACCAAGGUCGUGUAUGUGAACGUAUUCUACUAAUCGAUAUCAAAACGGACUUAUUCACUCCAUUCUACCAGUCCCUUGUGACUAUCGAUAACAAGUUAAGCGGGUUGAAGAAUGCAACUCAAAAACUUUCAACACUUUUGAAGACACCUGGAACUGCUGAAAUGUGCGAUGAAGUCAUUGCGAUAUGUAAUGAGCUUAAGGAUGACGAUUCGAAUUUAAAAGAUGUCUUGAAGAAGUUUCGGGAAUAUCCGAAAAUGAAAAACUUGACAGCUCAUAUCACUAAACUUGGGGAAGUAACUUCCGCUAUCUCUACAAACGGACUGGACAACUACCAGACUGAAACCGCGUAUGUGGUGAACAACAUCCAAAGUUUGAAUGACUACCAAGACCGUCUUGGUCAUUAUACAGCAUACUUCAAAUGCCUUCAAGAUCAGGACAAGCUGAAAUCGGUGUUCAAAGCAUUGGAUGGACUCAAAGAGAUUCGUGGGUGGAAUCAGAGCACGGACUUCUUGAAAGCGUUGAGUGACGGGAGUGAUGUGAUGAAUGGGGUGAUUGGAGUAAAAGGAUACUUGUCGGAAUUGAAGAAGUCUGUGGAGUCGUUGGAACAGUUGGAUUCUCCAGAAGCUAAAAUGUUGAAAGAAUUCAUAUCGGCACCCACACACUCAGAGAAUAUCGGAAAAGGUGUGCAAGCACUGGAUGGUAUGCGUUUGGCACUCAAAAAUCAGGCUGGAAUUCGAAAAGUGGUUGACAAUAUUCCAGUGGUUUCGAGUCAUAAGGCACAACUGACGGAUACUGUAGACGUGGCGAAUCUGGAAAAGUUGGUCGGGUCGUCAAGUGAGAUUGAAGUCAUGCUCACGUCGUUGGGCACUUUUAAGAAGACGGUGGUACCCUUUGUCAGCACGGAUACGUUUGCAGCUCAAUCAGAGAUAUUCGAGAAUGGAAAGAAGGUGACGGGUGUGACUGGUGGCUUCUCCGUGAUGAGUGAGGCUGUCGGGAAGUUGAAGAAGACUGUGAAGGGUCAAGACGCCUCGAAGUUGAAUGAUGUUGAAGAUGGUUUGAAUACAAUGGACUCGCUCAAUUUGGACUUUGCCUCAUUCAAAACCGAUCUCGAUGCAUCCAAGAAGUCACUGGCUGAACUUGACUUGUUCUUUGCCAGUAACUUCAAGGCCUCCAAAGUGACUCUCAGUCCUGGUAAUACUCCAUCAGGGAAUCAAGCGAAUCCUACUACGCUCGGAGGUCAGCAAGUUUGGGCUACUACUGGUGUAGAUGAGAAAAAAGAGUUAAAUGUUGAUCUACUCGUCGGAAUUGCAGCUGGAUUUUUGGUGUUUCUUUAG
Molecule: messenger RNA, 2508 nt
Organism: Caenorhabditis remanei
Lineage: Eukaryota; Metazoa; Nematoda; Chromadorea; Rhabditida; Rhabditidae
Exons: 8
Coding region: 1-2508 (835 amino acids)
Source: RefSeq, a predicted model, not a curated record